GGGCCGGCGCCAGGGGGCCAGUGCCCAAAGGCUACCGAGAGUGGCGCCGAGGCAGGGAGGGGCGGGGCGAGUCGGCCCCCCUCGUGGAGGCGCGGGAAGAUCUGAGUUGCGAGCCUCGUGGUGCUAGUGGUUAAGCCACCUCACGUGUGGAGGGAAGGCGGGAAGCCAGCAAAUAAAGAGGAAAAACGGGCUGAUGCUGAUCACGAGAAAAACGACUGGACUCUCUUAGCCCUGGCUGAGCCACGGAGAAUCAGAAUCCUGUCUAAGGAACACUUCACUGGGUCAGGUUUUACCUGUCUUGCCUGCCUCUCUUCAGCCUUCUGGGAAGGUUCUCUGCACCUCGUGCUAAUAGAAUUCUAUCAAGAAGCUCCACCAAUUUACCCCAGAAGUAGAGGGUCACCAGUUCUAGCCAGACUCUCAGCUUCUGCCCAGCUCUAGACACACACAGCUUCUCCAGGCAGUGCUGCCUCUGAACAGGGAUUACUUCUCUAGGACCUCCAGAUCUCCAAGGGCUGUACAGAACUGGCUGGUCCAAGUUUGAUCGUUGUUGGAUACACAGGCCUGAGGGCAGAUGCGCAUGAAGGCAAGAUAGACCUGACUAGGAGCUGAUUCCUUUGCAGCUCACCUUGGACAAUGUCACUUGGUGGAGGAGAAGGACUGUGAGAUCGUGGCCGGAAGCCAGGUUGUAGCCACUUGCCUGCCGUUGCCCAGCUGAGUGGCAGCCCAGAGCCCAGGAGCAGCAAGUGACUGUAGGUCACAGACACAGUGAAGAUGACUGUGGGGGUUAGCACCUCUACUCCCCUGCUUCCAGCCUCAGACACAGACGUGGUCACAUCUGCCUUCUCCCUUGUGGACUAUGUGGUGUUUGCCCUGCUGCUGGUUCUUUCCCUUGCCAUUGGGCUCUACCAUGCCUUUCGUGGCUGGGGCCGGCAUACUGUUGGCCAGCUGCUCAUGGCAGACCGCAAAAUGGGCUGUCUUCCUGUGGCUCUGUCGCUGCUGGCCACCUUCCAGUCAGCUGUGGCCAUUCUGGGUGUGCCGUCCGAGAUCUACCGAUUUGGGACCCAGUAUUGGUUCCUGGGCUGCUGCUAUUUCCUGGGGCUGGUGAUCCCUGCACACGUCUUCAUCCCUGUCUUCUACCGCCUGCAUCUCACCAGUGCCUAUGAGUAUCUGGAGCUCCGCUUCAAUAAGGCUGUGCGGAUUUGUGGGACCGUGACCUUCAUCUUUCAGAUGGUGAUCUACAUGGGGGUUGUGCUCUACGCACCAUCGUUGGCCCUCAAUGCAGUGACUGGCUUUGAUCUGUGGCUGUCAGUGCUGACCCUAGGCAUUGUCUGUACUAUCUACACUGCUUUGGGUGGUCUGAAGGCAGUCAUCUGGACAGAUGUGUUCCAGACGCUGGUCAUGUUCCUAGGGCAGCUGGUGGUUAUCAUUGUGGGAUCAACCAGGGUGGGCGGCUUGGGGAAUGCGUGGGAAGUGGCUUCCCAGCAUGGCCGCAUCUCUGGGAUUGAGCUGAAUCCAGAUCCUUUUGUACGGCACACUUUCUGGACGUUGGCUUUUGGGGGUGUCUUCAUGAUGCUCUCCUUGUAUGGGGUGAACCAGGCUCAGGUGCAGCGCUACCUCAGUUCCCGCACGGAGAAGGCUGCUAUACUCUCCUGCUAUGCAGUCUUCCCUUGCCAGCAGGUGGUCCUCUGCAUGAGCUGUCUCAUUGGCCUGGUCAUGUUUGCCUAUUACCAGAAGUAUCCCAUGAGCACCCAGCAGGCUCAAGCAGCCCCUGACCAGUUCGUCCUGUAUUUUGUGAUGGAUCUCCUGAAAGGCCUGCCGGGCCUGCCUGGGCUCUUUGUUGCCUGCCUCUUCAGUGGUUCCCUCAGCACCAUAUCCUCUGCUUUUAAUUCAUUGGCAACUGUUACGAUGGAAGAUCUGAUCCGACCCUGGUUCCCUCAGUUCUCUGAAGUCCAGGCCAUCAUGCUUUCCAGAAUCCUCGCGUUUGGCUAUGGGCUACUUUGUCUGGGAAUGGCCUAUAUUUCUUCUCAGAUGGGACCUGUGCUGCAGGCAGCACUCAGCAUCUUUGGCAUGGUUGGGGGGCCGCUGCUCGGACUCUUCUGUCUUGGGAUGUUCUUUCCUUGUGCCAAUCCUCCUGGUGCCAUUGUGGGCCUAUUGGCUGGACUUGUCAUGGCCUUCUGGAUUGGCAUUGGGAGCAUAGUGACCAAGAUGGCCUUUGGCGUGGCACCUUCUCCCUCUAAUAUAUCCAGCUUUUCCCUGCCUAGUAACCUGACCACCGUUGCCAUGACCACACUGAUGCCCUCAACCACUCACUCCAGGCCUACAGGACUGCAACGGUUCUACUCCUUGUCGUAUUUAUGGUACAGCGCUCACAACUCCACCACAGUCAUUGUGGUGGGCCUGAUUGUCAGUUGGCUCACUGGGGGAAUGCGGGGCCGGACCCUGAACCCUCGGACCAUUUCCCCAGUGUUUUCAAGACUUGUUGAUCUCCUGCCCCUGUCUUGUCAGAAGCGAUUUCACUGCAAAAGCUACAGCCAGGAUCUCUCAGUGGAUACCCCUGCGUUUCCAGAAAAGAUGAGUAAUGGGAUGUUGAAGAAUAGCAGAGACAAGGAGGCCAUGGCCGUGCCUGAGGAAGGUUCAGCCCACCAGGGGAGCAGCCCCACCUUCAUCCUGCAGGAGACCUCACUGUGAUCCGAGCUCGGGUCCCAGUCCCGGAGGCAGCCUGUAGUAAAGUGAUGAGUUAUGUGAUGCAUAAUGCAGAGACAAUCAAGGACUAGAUUACCUAGCCCACCAAAGGACCUUGUUCUUAGAUGUUUGGGCUGCAGUAGAAGCCAUCAUAACAUGGGAAGUGUGAGGGCAGGACAGGGUUUUUACUUGUCCCUUGACAGUCUAUUCUCUAGAAGACCGGGCUUGCAGUGGACAGGAUUUUGCUAGCAAAGGGUAUAGAAGCAAAUCCUCUGGGGAGUGGGUAAUGGCUUCUGAUUAAUCAUCAUCAGGAUCCUUUGAAGUGAAUAGAAACUGCAGUGCUGGUUAUCACUGUUCUGGGGCCUGAUUUGACAAGGUUGGCCAUGUUUACCAUUAAAUACAAAGCUGCCUUGGCCAGCUGUCAACUUCUCUUGCAGUCCUAUUUUGAGCAUAGUUUCUGUCAGCCACAGAGAGCCCGUGACUAGUUUCAGGUUGUCCGUGACACCGAGGCUCCUCUCAUUCUUACCUGUCUACCUCCAUUCUUGAGGCAGAGGGUUAGUUGUCCCCAAGAGUCCUCUCAGAACAGACCGGUACGGGGUGCCUCGGUGGCUCAGUCAGUUGAGCGUCUUGGCUUUGGCUCAGGUCAUGAUCUCGCGGUUCAUGAGUUUGAGCCCCACAUGGGCUCACUGCUGUCAACGUGGAUUGUGCUUUGGAUCCUCUGUCUCUCCCCUGCUCAUGCUUUCAAUUUCUCUCUCAAAAAAAACAAACAAAAAACAUUUAAAAAAAGAUUAAAAAAAACCAAAAAGGAUCGGUACAUUCAUCUCCUUUGCAUAAAGUUGGGAAGCUUUCUACCUUGCUGCCCGCACCCUCCACCUAUGUAAUGGGCACUUGGGGACGGGACAGAUGUAGAUCCAAGAAACCAGGGCAUGACCAGGUCCACUGUGGAGUGUGCCACCCACCUGGCACACCACCCUAGUGUCAUUUUGUUGUUUGUACUCGUUUCCUUUUGGAGUUUCUUUCCCACAUAUCUUUGUUCCUAGGAAAUAAAAGCUUAAUGGGCCUAGAA
Molecule: messenger RNA, 3748 nt
Organism: Acinonyx jubatus (cheetah)
Lineage: Eukaryota; Metazoa; Chordata; Mammalia; Carnivora; Felidae
Gene: SLC5A6
Product: solute carrier family 5 member 6
Exons: 19
Coding region: 772-2688 (638 amino acids)
Biological process (GO): biotin transport; pantothenate transmembrane transport; sodium ion transport
Cellular component (GO): membrane
Molecular function (GO): sodium-dependent multivitamin transmembrane transporter activity
Source: RefSeq, a predicted model, not a curated record